Molecule: messenger RNA, 2452 nt
Organism: Drosophila kikkawai
Lineage: Eukaryota; Metazoa; Arthropoda; Insecta; Diptera; Drosophilidae
Gene: prd
Product: paired
Biological process (GO): anatomical structure development; regulation of transcription by RNA polymerase II
Molecular function (GO): DNA-binding transcription factor activity, RNA polymerase II-specific; RNA polymerase II cis-regulatory region sequence-specific DNA binding
Source: RefSeq, a predicted model, not a curated record
CGUUCGGCGAGAGAAGUCAGUCAGGCACAGACUGCGCAACGAGCCACACCGCAUCUCGUCCUCGUCCUCGCCUUUGCUUUUAACACCAACAUAAAUCCAUAAAGAGAUUUCGAAAAACUGUUGCAAAUCGGUUAAUUAAUGACUUCGCUAGAGUGUCGCCACGAAACUAUCUUAUUUUAAAGUGAUACCAAGUGACACUACCAAAAAAUAGUUAAUAAGAGAACGCAUAGAUUGUGUCGCCGCCGGUUUUCAGCCGGGACAACCUUGUGGACCUUGGAGCUCCAGAAACUAUGACCGUAACCGCCUUUGCUGCCGCCAUGCACAGACCCUUCUUCAAUGGAUAUUCUACCAUGCAAGACAUAAACAGCGGCCAGGGUCGUGUAAAUCAACUUGGUGGAGUCUUCAUCAACGGCCGUCCUUUGCCCAACAACAUCCGCCUGAAGAUCGUCGAGAUGGCCGCCGAUGGCAUCCGACCAUGCGUAAUUUCCCGCCAGCUGCGCGUCUCCCACGGCUGCGUCUCCAAGAUCCUGAAUCGCUACCAGGAAACCGGCUCCAUUAGGCCGGGAGUGAUUGGUGGCUCCAAGCCAAGAAUUGCCACGCCCGAGAUCGAGAACCGGAUCGAGGACUACAAGCGCAGCAAUCCGGGCAUGUUCUCCUGGGAGAUCCGAGAGAAGCUCAUCCGCGAGGGUGUCUGCGACAGAAGCACUGCCCCCUCGGUCUCUGCUAUUUCACGCCUGGUGCGUGGCCGCGAUGCUCCACUGGACAACGAGUUGUCCUCCGCCUCGGGUUCGCCCAGCGGCGGCAUGGCCAAGGCCUCGACCAGCUCCUGCGGCUCGGACGUGUCCGGCGGCCAUCACAACAACAGCAAGCCCUCCGAUGAGGACAUCUCCGACUGCGAGAGCGAGCCAGGCAUUGCCCUGAAGCGCAAGCAACGCCGCUGCCGUACCACCUUCUCCGCCUCGCAACUGGACGAGCUGGAGCGCGCCUUCGAACGGACCCAGUAUCCAGAUAUCUAUACCAGGGAGGAGCUGGCACAGCGCACCAAUCUCACGGAAGCCCGCAUCCAGGUGUGGUUCAGCAACCGACGGGCUCGUCUCCGCAAACAGCACACCUCCGUAUCCGCCGUGCCUGCUGGCGUAGUCUCCUCCGUCAGCCAUGUGCCCACUGCUUCCUCCUUGCCGAGCGUGGUCUCUAGUGUGUCCAGCAUGGCCCCGCUGGCCAUGAUGCCGGGAUCCCUGGACCCCGCCACUGUCUACCAGCAGCAGUACGAUUUCUAUGGCAGCGCCGCCAACGUGACCAUUUCCGCUGCCACCGCAGCCCCCGCGGCCAGUAGCAAUCUCUCGCCAGGACUCACCUCCACGCCGCCACACCACCAUCAGUUCUACAACCCCAACGGCGCCGGAAGCACUGCCAACUACAUAAUGCCGGACGGAACCGGCCACACCACGCCCACGGAGAACAUCAUCGUGUCCAGCUACGAGACCCAGUUGGGAUCCGUCUACGGCACUGAAACCGAGACCCACCAGCCCCACAUGCCGCGCAACGAGAGCCCCAACGAGUCGGUGUCCUCCGGGUUUGGCCAGCUGCCGCCCACACCCAACAGCCUCUCGGCUGUGGGUGGUGGCGCGGGAGUGACCUCCAGUGGAGGCAGUUCCGGAGCCGAUCCCUCGCAAUCGCUGGCCAAUGCCAGUGCUGGAAGCGAGGAGUUGUCAUCCGCUCUGAAAGUGGAGACCGCUGAUCUCGUGGCGGCAGCCAGCCAAUCCCAGCUAUACGGUGGAUGGAGCUCGAUGCAGACGCUGCGCCCCAAUGCACCGCUCUCGCCGGAGGAUUCGCUGAACUCCACCAGCUCGACGAGUCAGGCUCUGGAGGUGGCCGGCCACCAGAUGUUCCACCCGUACCAGCACACGUCGCAGUAUGCUGCCUAUUCCUCGACGCCCGGGCAUGCCCACUCGCACCCACAUCACGGGCAUCCCCAUCACGGACACCCCCAUGCCCAUCCGCAUCCACAUGCGCAAUACGCCGGCGGUCACCCCCACUAUCCGCCGCAGAACUUCAUGCCGCAGAACUUCAAUGCCGCCGCCUUCUCGUCGCCCUCGAAGGUCAACUACACAACGAUGCCGCCACAGCCGUUCUAUCAUCACUCCUGGUACUGAGAGGGGAUCCUUCGUCUCCGUCUCCGCCUCCGCCUACUCCGCCAGGAGCAGGAAUAGGAGCAGGUGCCAGGUGCCAGGUGCCGGGUACCAGACACGCCGCCAAAGAUGUACAUAGCAGGAAGGGGAGACAGCAGGGCAGUACAGACGUUUUCCAUAUGGGAAAACCUCUAUCACACUCGCCCCCCAAAUAGUUCCAAUUCAUAGACCUAAGCCUAGCUAAUACCUAGUACCAACUAAGCCGUAGAAGCCCUAAGAUGCAUAGCCUAAGUAGCAAGUGCCUUGAAAAUAAAUAUAUCCAU